AUGGAGGAGAUAUUAAGGGAAGUAAAGAUUGAGUGCUACCACGGGACAUGCUCAAGUAGCGGGGAGUGCGUUUGCUCGCCGUGUUGGACAGGGGAUAGCUGUGAUUCUCUCGAAAAUUCUCACGUGCCAGUAUUCCAGCAAACACUUCUUACAAUCGACGUCAAUUUGAAAGAAACAUUCCGUGAUGACGUCAUAGCCACCGUGGUGGCCAAUGACCCGGAUGCAGAACUAUGUUCCUACGAGGACGGGUGCCCGUGCUCGAUCAUUCUCUACUCCAUCGAGCAGGGGAACGAUGACUCUUUAUUCAGGAUCGAUCCCAGAACCGGGGAACUCUCAAUCUCGGUUGAAAAACGAAUGGCGGAGAUUGACAAGGACGAGGUUGAACUGCAGAUCGCAGCCAAGAACCCUGUGCACAGAACGCGGGGUCGAAGGAGACGGAUGGAUGGUGAUGAUGUACAGAAUGACCAGAGAGUAUCUAAAAUGCUAGUGAGGAUCUUAUUCUCGUCCGGAAUUAAGGAGGAGGUUGUGGAGGUUCAUUCAAGACACAGGAGAUCGACAAGCGGCGUUCCAAGCAGUGAGACCUUCACCCUGGAGAAACUCGAUCCGUUCACGGAUGUAACAGAGAUUCUGAUUGGCCAGAAGGUUGACCUCCUCCUGACCCUAUGGCUUCCGGUGCAGUCUACGUCACUACGGGUAGAGCUGCUCACACCAUACGAGUCUAGCGCCAUCAUGGUCCUGUGUAAUCCAGUUUUCAGCCACAUUGGUUCGAACUACCCGGGGUUUAGUAGCGGCGAUGUGGUAGCCGAGUUCUAUGCUAGUGGAGAUGACCAUAGGUACGAUCGCAUUGUGUUUGAUUUUGGUUCCGUAACCAACGACGGCUCGGACAGCGCCGAUGAUCAGAGCAGUAAGAUCAAGCUGGAAUUCACGGUGAUUCUACAACAGACCAACGCCACACAAUACGGCGAGACCUACUGGGUGUCGGCUGGUGUCAACUACGGGGUGAAUCUCGCUGAGGUCUGGGUCGGCCAGACGUCGUUCACCCCGGUCAGCGAUAUCGACAGCUGGUCCACAAGCUCUCCAGAUAUUAUCAUUUCCGGUCCUGAAACAAUGACCAUACUGAGUGCCGCCAUCUUUCAAAUUGAUCUGGUGAUCAAGAACUACGCUACAGACUUCUAUUUGGAUGUGAUAGCGGAUCAAUCCGGAUCCACUGAUCCUAUCAUGAAGAUUGGCGAACUUCAACUCGCUGGAAAAGGCGAUAAUUUCGACUGUAUGCCGGAUGAGCUCCCCCAGUACUCUGGUGUUUCUGAUAACUCCACAGGCGCAACGGUUAAGGCAAGGCUAGACUUUGGCAAUAUCGUCAACACAGGUACAUAA
Molecule: messenger RNA, 1374 nt
Organism: Asterias rubens (European starfish)
Lineage: Eukaryota; Metazoa; Echinodermata; Asteroidea; Forcipulatida; Asteriidae
Exons: 7
Coding region: 1-1374 (457 amino acids)
Cellular component (GO): membrane
Molecular function (GO): calcium ion binding
Source: RefSeq, a predicted model, not a curated record